UACACAAUGCUUCCACGCUAUCUAGACAGGGCAGGAGCACAGUUGAAACCACACUCCUUCCUCCUUCUGCAGCGGGCUUGGGCUGAGCUCUCAGAAGAUGCCAACGACAGUUUCCGGAGCUCUGCAUGCCUGUAUCCACUUGCUCAGCACAACAAACCCUAGCAAACGGACGCUGUGAUUAGGACUAUUUGCAAGGGAGGACGUCGAGGCACCAAUCAAACCUAGGACACAGAGGACACCCCCCCCCAUGAGCCCAAGACCACACAGUCGUGGAGAAGCGCCGCAAAUUCUCUCCUAAAUUACCAUCUCCUUCUGACUUGACUCUGAGGAACUGAAAACGCCAUCAAGAAGCCACCGGCACCUUCCACGACUGCGCUGGGCUAGGCUCAGAGCUGGACAGUUGUGCCUGUGAGACAGAGAUGAAGAAACUGGGACUCAGAGAGGUUAAGGAAUUCCACUGAUGCGGCACAGCAGAUGCUUCUCAACCUCUGUACCUUCUUGGAGAUGUCCUUAAAGUUCCCAUCCUUGGUGACAGCCUGGGAAACACAAAGCUCUAAUUAAGGACUGUCCCGAGCCACACUUUCUGGAGGAGAGGGGCCACGCAUCGGCCCCACAGUCUGCACCAAGACCUUUUUUCAGAUCCUCCAGGGGUGCACUCAGAGUGGGGAUUAAACCUUGAUCCCUUUGGCGUGGGGCAGAGCAUUGCUCUUCCCAGGCUUGAUUAAAGUCACCAAGCCACGCUUUCAACUGUGCUCGGGGUUGAGAAAAACCGCUCUGCUCCGUUUACCAAAAGGAAGGCAAUACAGGCACAACUGCAUCUCACCCACCACGCUCUUGGCACCACACAGACCACAGACCUAAGGAAGACAAUACAGGCGCAACUGCAUCUCACCCACCACACAGACCACAGACCUAGACGCGGCUCCAACAGGCUGGUUUGCCCCGGCUGCCUCGGUGGCCUCCCCUUCCUGCUGCCUGCGCCUGCAUCUCUGGGAUCCGCUCAAAACUAGGCAGGGUCGUCCCCGCCCCCUGCCGUCCGCACAGAGGAGCCGGCCAAGGGUAGAGAUGAUGACCAUGAGGAAGAGGACGCUCAAGUGGCUCACCUUCUCCCUGCUUCUCAUCUUCCUCACGUCCUUUGUCUUGAACUACUCCAGCACGGGAGUGCCCACUGCCUGGUUCUCCAAGCACAUGGCCCUGGGGCUCUCAGACAACCUACGCAAGCUCAUCAAGUCACAGCCUUGCGCCUGCACACGUUGCAUCAGCCAGGGCAAGGUCUCCUACUGGUUCGACCAGCGCUUCAACAAGACCAUGCAGCCGCUGCUGACAGCCCACAACGCUCUGAUGGAAAAGGACACAUACCAGUGGUGGCUGAGGCUCCAGCGGGAGAGGAAACCUAACAACCUGAGCGACACCAUCAGGGAACUGUUUCGUGUGGUGCCCGGGAAUGUGGACCCUAUGCUGGACAAGAGGUUGGUGGGUUGCCGACGCUGUGCAGUCGUGGGAAACUCCGGGAACCUGAAGGACUCCUCGUAUGGGCCUGAGAUCGACAGCCACGACUUUGUGGUAAGGAUGAACAGGGCACCCACGGUGGGCUUUGAGGCAGAUGUGGGGAGCAAGACCACCCACCAUCUUAUGUACCCUGAGAGCUUCCGGGAGCUGGGAGAGAACGUCAGCAUGGUCCUGGUCCCCUUCAAGACCACCGACCUGCAGUGGGUGAUCAGUGCCACCACCACAGGCACCAUCACUCACACCUAUGUCCCUGUGCCCCCGAAGAUCAAGGUGAAACAGGAGAAGAUCCUCAUCUACCACCCAGCCUUCAUCAAGUAUGUCUUUGACAACUGGCUGCAGGGCCAUGGGCGGUACCCAUCGACUGGCAUUCUCUCCGUCAUCUUCUCCAUUCAUGUCUGCGAUGAGGUGGACUUGUACGGCUUCGGGGCAGACAGCAAAGGGAAUUGGCACCAUUACUGGGAAAACAACCCGUCUGCGGGCGCCUUCCGGAAGACCGGGGUACAUGACGCAGACUUCGAGUACAAUGUCACCACCACUCUGGCAGCCGCCAGCAAGAUCCGCAUCUUCAAGGGGAGAUGACGCUGCGACCUGUCAGGGACGGACUCUCCACACCUCACCUCUCAACUUGCAGCCCCAGCAUCUCACUGGAGCCAUUUUGUUCCGGAAGCUUCCAGGGCUGAACUUGAGGUGUUCCCAGGCUCGCCGGCAGCCUCUGGCGCUCUCAUUUGGGUAGCAUUUUUUGACAAAGUUGUCCAACUCUCCCAGGGUACCGAGCAAGCCUCUCACUUUCCCACUGCUCUCUCCUAGCUAGGGGGAGAGUGGGCAGAUACUGAGAAAGGUCUAAUGUCCGAAUGAUGGCAGUUAUUUUGACUUCUGGGGUGGGGGUGGGGCAUAGAGCAUGGGGAAAACAAAUCCUGAAGAUUCCUAUGUUCAACAAGGUGGGCAUUUCCUGGAAGUCAUUUAGAGGCUGCCACUGAACUGUGAGCCUCGUGCUCAACUCAGACUCUGGCUGGGAUGUUUGUGGCAGUUGAGACAACUGUGACAGAGCAGAGCAGCACUGGGCUACGCCAGCACUGGGCCAAGACGCUGUUCGCCUUUGCAUGAAGCCUGGCCUGUCACUUGAUAUGGCAUCCCCAUUGUCCCGUUCCUCCCAAAGCUCACUGAUGAUGGCGGGCAAAGCGUCCGAUUGCAGAGGUCUCCCGUAGAAACCUGGCCACAGCGGGGGGAAGCCCUCCUCACCAUCCUGUGUGAUUACACGGAUGGCCGGAGCAGGUCUGACUACUUCCACGUGCCUUUGAACUUGAGGAAGAAAUGCAUGCGUUGGCUGACAUGAAGCAAGAUCCCCAGCUAGAAAGGGGUGGGGGGGCUCCUCCAGAGAGUCCCGCUUUGCUGCAUAGCUCGGAAUCUGUUUUCAAAUGACACUCUGCACCACUCAGAGUGUGCCGGGCGUGGGAUGGGUACUCGCUUCUGUUUCCUCCUCAGACUGUUGGGUUCAGGACCACUAACAACCAGCAUCCUCCCCUGAGUCCUGAACACUGGGCUGAGUCCCUAGCAGCCGCCUUCCUGGAUGCAUGGGGGGAGUCUCAAUGGAGGCAUCCUAUGACCAAAAUUGAAAUGCAUGUACCUCUUCUCCUCGCUCCUGUCUGUCCUCCCCUCCUCCCUCUGUAGACUUGCUGUUAUUUAUUGAUUUGUUAAUUCAGCUGACCCUGCCUGUGCACACUCUUCCCCAUUGCUGCUCACAAGGUUUUUGUUGCCUUCCGUGGCAAAUGGGAGCAGCAAUGGAGAGGAAGGCCUCUGAGCUUCCCGGAUGUGUGUGUGUGUGUGUGUGUGUGUGUGUGUGUGUGUGUGUGUGUGUGUGUGUGUGUGUGUGUGUGUGUGUUGAGGCAUCUGGACUGGGGGCCUUGCUGGGGGGCAGGAGUGAUGAUCCUUUGUACCACCCGUGUCACCUCCUUUUCCGGCACAGCUGACUUGCCUUCUUCCUCGUUGCAGAAGGGACUCACUCAGCCUGGGACUCCUUGGUGAGGGGAUGGAGACAAGGGUGAAUGCGCCCUGGACGGUAGUUGUCACCUCCUUGCAGAUGUCCAAUCAGAGAAACCUCUGUUUCCACUGAAAGUAUUCCCUAAAGACCACAGCAGCUUCAUCAAGGCAGAGUGUGAGAGAGGUGUCCUGAGGGUGGUGAGGUCGCCCCUUGCUCAGGUUUCCCUGUGCAAUCAGAGCUCAGGGGCCUCCAUCAGGGGGCCACACACAGCUUUGGUCCAUUCAUGGGCAUCACCAAAGAGCGGACGCCAAGAUUGCCAUUUAUUUCCCAGGAGACUGUCCUGUGAGUGGCUCCGUUGUAGCUUUUGCUCAGUUCUCAAAGACGCAGAAUCCGGGCUUUUAAUGGAGGGACGGGAUGUCCCACUUUUAACAUCUUUCUGACAUAAGACCCUUGACUGAAAAGGCUGAGCUCCUGUGAGGUCCUUGCUCCGGAGAGGCUUCCUCAAGGGUCCGGGUGUGAGGAACUCAGCAGAUUUCGUUUGUGCAUCGGUGGGUCAGCCCCUCAGACAAGUCAGAAUUAGCGGAUGUUGGCGUUGGGGUGACAGCCUGCUCAGGGCUCUACUGCACAAGAGCAAGUGUCUGCAGCAAGAAUGUGGCCAUUUCUAGAUGAACACAGCUCAGGGAGCUCUUCCUGUCUCCAUCAGCCCCUCCCACUCCCCUUCCCUGCCUCCCUCUUUCCCUCCUUGUCUCCUUCCCUCCCUCCCUCCUUCAUCCAAGGAGGCAGCAUUUCCCUUUCCCAUAACCCUCAGCCGUCCCCUGUGUCUCACUGGCUUAGCUGCGGGCUUUUAACUGGAUAAGAUACAGUCCACUGUGGCCAGAAUUAAGUGCACCAAUUAGUUUAAGGUAACUGGAGCUUUCCUUGGGGUGUGGGUAGCUGAGAACAGGAAGAACCUCCCUUUCCCAAGCAGACUGGGCUGGCUGCUGUGCACAGAGCUGAUCGGGAAGCUGCUAAGUCAGGGGACCCAGGGGCUUCUCAGCAGCACCCUACACUACUAACCUGCAGUGAACCAGGAGACGUGUUUCUUGUGCUGGUGGCAGGCUGCCCCAUCCUCGGCCUCUUAGGGGAGAGAGAAGGCUAUCUGUAGCCCUUUAGCUCCUGGAAGAGACAAGCCAGAGAGAAAAUCCUGACACUGCUGCCUUAGGUUGGCUUUUGGGCAUCAGACAACAUCUGGUAAACCAUGGACUAGUGGGACAGACCCACGAUAGUACAGGAUGGAUAGAAUAAGGAGGCCAGGAACUAGCUGGGGCCCUGAAGGUCUGGAGAUCGCCUUAAGGAAAAGGGUGCAGAGGGUGCUGCAGUCUCCACGGUGGCCACUUGGGGCUGCUAGAGGCCCAUCGCACUUUCUGGGGAAAGGGCCUCCCUAUCCAAUGUGGAAAGGACCACAGGGGAUAAUGGAGAACUCAGAGGUUGGCUUUAUCUGUACCCUUCAAAGCAGCCACCAGUAUGCAGGGCGCGAGAGGCCCUGGGUGGCCCACAGCCCACCUGAGGAUAGAGUGACAGCUGCUCAAAGUCGGGCAGCUGAAGCCACGGGUUUCAUCACAGCCGUCCGAGGUGACAAAGAUGUGGUCUUGGCUGCUCAGCCACCGUAGUCUGGCGAGCCAAUUGUGAGAUAACAAUAAUGUCAGCUUUCCUCUUGGUUGUCAGCCGGGAGCUGCAAACACGUGUAAGAAACACGAGGGCGAGGGGAGAAGGCGGAGGCCAGCAGAGCGGCGGCUCGUGCCCUCGGCCUCGGAGUGCAGUAACUGUCCUUACCCGAACAGCGUGCAGCCUCGCCAGGCCCGCUUACGCCUGGUGACCUCCCUCUGCAGAAGGGAGGACCCCACCCUCGCCUCUCCCAACCUUUCUGCUCACUCGGCUCCUCCUGCCCAGGGUCUGCCCCGUGGCACCAGCUUUAAUUAACCUGUCUCCGAAGCCUCGUCUGGAUCUUGCUGUCCUAGGUGGACGUGAGUCCCUCCUGCAUCCCAGACCUCUGCACAAUCACUUCAGCCCUUCGCCCAGAGCCUGGUCUGCACUCUGCUCAGCUCUCUUUAGUAGGUGGACGUGAGUUCCCCCCUGCACCCCAGACGCCUGCACAAUCACUUUAGCCCUUUGCCAAGGCCCCUUCAGAGCCAAAGUUCUUCAAGCACUUUCCUUCCCAAGAGCUUUACCUUCCUUGCUUCCCGCGGCCCAGCGCCACCCAUGCACACUUUGCUUUCUCGCCCCCCCUACCUUGUAAUCCUCCGGAUCAGUCUGAAUGCAUUUCCAAUGACGUUAGCGAGCCUGCCUUCCUCAGCCCCUGCUUUUGUUUUAUUUAUUGUUGAAUAUUUCCAAUGAUCCGAACCAACGUGAAUAAAAAGAGCUAUUUUAUUGUU
Messenger RNA from Mesocricetus auratus (golden hamster), 5898 nucleotides. It is a transcript of the gene St3gal1, whose product is annotated as ST3 beta-galactoside alpha-2,3-sialyltransferase 1. The coding region runs from base 1066 to 2088 and encodes 340 amino acids. Lineage: Eukaryota; Metazoa; Chordata; Mammalia; Rodentia; Cricetidae. The transcript is spliced from 9 exons. Gene Ontology annotation, molecular function: beta-galactoside (CMP) alpha-2,3-sialyltransferase activity. The record is from RefSeq and is a predicted model, not a curated record.